Messenger RNA from Halichondria panicea, 1721 nucleotides. RefSeq lists its product as uncharacterized. The transcript has 4 exons. The record is from RefSeq and is a predicted model, not a curated record. NCBI's taxonomy places the organism in Eukaryota, Metazoa, Porifera, Demospongiae, Suberitida, Halichondriidae. The coding region runs from base 226 to 948 and encodes 240 amino acids. Gene Ontology annotation, molecular function: NAD+ poly-ADP-ribosyltransferase activity.
UUGACCAGCAUUGUAAGCUCAGUGGAUGCUCCAGGUGGUCGUGUACAUGACUGUUGUGGGAGAAGACAUGCGACAGAGUAUGCCAAACAAAAUUGUGAAAUUACAUCCGAGUUGCAAUGCAAGACUCCUGGAUGCUAUAAACAGAGGUACCCAAAUGGCCAAGGAGGACAUUUUGAUUACUGUGCCAAAUAUUGUCGUGACAGUGGAGGCAAACCACAAGGGUCAAUGCUUGCUUCAGCUUCAAUGCCGGACAUGGCUCUGACAGGCGGAUAUGGUAUCUGUCAGUUCCCUCAGUGUGCAAGACCCAAGUACUGUGAUCCUGCCAAUGGGAGGGUGCAUGACUUCUGUAGGAGAUCCCAUGCUUACCAAGCCAGAGUGCAAGGAAUCACCACUAGCACUGCUGUGAAUAUCAGAGUAGCCACUGCACAAGAGCUCUCCACAAUUGCAGGGAAGUUCAAGCAGUCAUGGGCUAGUGCAAAGGGGGCCUGUCCACCAGUUUCAUUUGUCUACAUCAUCAGUAACUCACAACUCACACAAAGAUGGACCACGUACAGAAAUGGGUUACAGAAGAAGGACGUUGAAGAGUACUACCAUGGUACUAAACUGACAUGCAACAUUACAGCGACUUCAACUCUGUGCAACGAUCAACAUUGUGGUGCAUGUGGUAUCUCAAACACUGGACUGGAUCGAAGAUGCAUUCAAAAGAACAUCAAGUUUCAGAGGUUUGGUCAUGGCUUUUACCUCGCUCCUAAUUCAUCAAAAUGCCAUGACUACACCCAAGGAUGCUCCUCGUAUAGAGCUAUGCUGUUGUUUGAUGUUUGUCCCGGAAAUAAAUCCAACCUCAAGAAAGACGAUGCAAAAUUAAAAGCACCACCUCAAGGAUUUGAUUCUGUUUAUGGACGGAAAGGAGUCCGCUUGAACUAUGUUAUGGUUAGAACAUGGGCAUGAGGUAUCUAUGUGUUAUAGUGUCCCAAAGCUCGAGGGCUUUAGCCCGAGGGAUGAGGGACACUAUAACCAUAGAUACCGAAUGCACAUGUUCUAACUGAUUUAGAUCCCAAAACCUAUUGGCUACUAGAAAUGCACUAGCUUAGCAACAGUCAACCUAUAUAAACAGCCAACCUAGCAACUGCAUCAUUAUUCUUUUGAAAACUAAUAUCUGAAGUUGGCAUCUCUGUGUCUCUACUAAGUCUCUAUUCAAGUCAACCCUGUUCCUCCACCUCAGUUUGAUGGACAAAAUUAUAGUCCUAGCUAGCUCCACCCACAAAACAGAAACAACCAGCUCCUCCCCCAGUUUUGCAGCAAACAAGCCCAGCACACUUCCCAAGAAACGAGCGGCUCGUACUACUCUCACAAAGCGAAAGGAAGACACCUAAGCUAUAAUUUGCAGCAAACAAGCCCAGCAAACGAGCGGCUCCUAUACUACUCUUGAAAAAAGCGAAAGGAACUUUAGGAAGAAGCCAAAGCUAGAAUCCCAGCACUUCCAUACAUCCAGCUCCUCCCCCAUGCAGCCUUGCAGCAAAAAAGCACAGCACACUGCCCAAAAAACGAGCGUCUCCUACUACUCUCGAACAAAGCCAAAAAAAAGAAACUAGAGCUUCUCUCUUUCAUUCUAGUUCUGUUAUUAUAUUGCAUCUAGCUACAAUAAUUUUUAUGUUAUUACAUGUGUAUCUUCUUGUAAAUCACAAUACAAUGUACAAUGUUGUAGUUUGUAGCCCAGAGCA